UUUUCUUUAAUUAGCCAUUGAGCAAUAGAACACACAUGGAGGCUCCUUUCCUGUGGUCUCGUUACAAGUAUUUUGAGUUACAAUGACAUUCUUUGUUUUGCAUGCUAGUCAUUUAGAUCAGAUAUUAUAGAUUAAUACAAUCAAGUCAUACUUAAGUACAAUAGAUGGAGCAAAGGGGAACAGAACGCAUCAGUUCCAUAGACAAAUUCCACUGUCCACAAUGGGGUAGAGGUAAUCAGACAGUCCCUAAGCUUACGGACGGACAGUUCAGAAGCCCAUAACACAGGGGAAGUACUUGUUCCUGGGUCCAGUGAUAGGUAGUUUCAAGCUUCUGUAUCUUCUGCUUGACCUAGCAGGGGGAAGAAGGAAUGACUGGGGUGUGACAAGUCUUUGAUUAAGUUGGCUGCUUGCCUGGGCUGUGUAAAGUUUAGAUGAAAUGAAGUCAACAGUGGAAGUCCGGUAUCUAGGCUGCAUCAGACUCUAUAAUUUCUUGCGAUGGGGCAAGGGCAUCUGUGGCAACCAGUUGGAUUUCCGUGGAAGGCAAGCAGAAGUCAUGCAGGCCGCCUCAGUGUGGCUGGUUGGUACAAGUGCGCAAUGAAUGAAUGUAUGGCCGACGAUUAAAUCGCCCCCUUUCCUGCAACUUCUACCUCUGUGGCGAGAUCGAACUAGAGGCAUCUCCUCUAACCAGCGCCUCCGGUGGUCCUGCGGGAAGUAUAAAGACACUGUCCAUGAUCUCGCCCUGGCCCAAACCUUGGCGGUGGGUGGAGAAUGCCAGGGCAAUUGCCGGCUAGGGAUGUUGUGACCAGCCGUAGUAGUCUGGCUGACUUCAGGCAGAAGGAGCAGAGCAGAGGAUAGCCCGACACGAGGGAGUGGCCGUGAAGGCCCCCUGUGCCCCUGGUCCAGGCGAGUCAAAAGACCCUUUGAAGGCGUUUGCUCUGAAGUUGAUCUGGCUCAGGGAUCUGGGCUGUUUACCAGAUCUCAGUGGUUACGCUCUCCCUGGGGAAGCCGUCCCGUGAAGUUGCCAAGAGUGCACGGCGGUCGAACGCUCUCCUUUUUUGGGUUGAAAAGAAUCCGCAGAUUUAACGUCUCCUGAGCAGUUCCCGAUUGAGCGAGGCGCCGAGGACCAUGACGGGGAGUAACAUGGCGGACGCGUUGGCCAGUGCUACCUGUGGCCACUGCCGCUCGCACUUUGACCCCACGGAGCGAAUUGUCAACAGCAAUGGGGAGCUGUACCACGAGAAGUGCUUUGUGUGUGCGCAGUGCUUCCAGCAGUUCCCAGGAGGCGUGUUUUAUGAGUUUGAAGGAAGGAUGUACUGUGAACACGACUUCCAGAUGUUGUUCGCUCCCUGCUGUGGACAGUGUGGAGAGUUUAUCAUUGGCCGUGUCAUCAAGGCAAUGAACAACAACUGGCACCCGGACUGCUUCUGCUGCGAGAUCUGCUCGGUGGCCUUGGCGGACCUGGGUUUUGUGAAGAAUGAGGACAGGCAUCUGUGCAGACCCUGCCACAACCGGGAAAAGGCAAAGCGACUUGGCCAGUACAUCUGUCAGAAGUGUCAUCUGAUUAUUGACGAGGUGCCACUAAUGUACAAGAGUGAUCCCUAUCACGCUGACCAUUUCAACUGCACCCACUGUGGGAAGGAGCUCACGCCGGAUGCCCGGGAGAUGAAGGGGGGUCUCUACUGCCUGCCCUGCCACGACAAGGCGGGGGUCCCCAUCUGUGGGGCGUGUCGGCGACCCAUCGAGGGCCGCGUGGUCAAUGCCCUGGGGAAACAGUGGCACGUCGAGCAUUUUGUCUGUGCCAAGUGUGAGAAACCGUUUCUGGGGCACCAUCACUUUGAACGGAAAGGACUGGCCUACUGUGAGAAGCAUUACAACCAGCUGUAUGGAGAUGUGUGCUAUCACUGUAACCGGGUGAUUGAGGGUGAUGUGGUGUCGGCUCUCAACAAGUCCUGGUGUGUUCACUGUUUCGCUUGCUCCAACUGUCACUCCAAGCUCACCCUGAAGAACAGGUUUGUGGAGUUCGACAUGAAGCCCGUGUGCAAACGAUGUUACGAGAAGUUCCCGCUGGAACUGAAGAAGCGACUGAAGAAGCUGUCUGAGAGAAACAUGCGGAAGUAAGGCCAGGGCUGCAGCGGUCCGUGAAUCCUGGUCCUCUGGGAUAGGGGCCGGGACACCCUCGAUAUAUUCAGCGAGGAGAGCACAAUGCCACGCUUGACUCAAUCAUUUACUUACCAGUG
This is a messenger RNA of Leucoraja erinaceus (little skate), 2237 nucleotides long. Its product is annotated as LIM and senescent cell antigen-like-containing domain protein 1. The record is from RefSeq and is a predicted model, not a curated record. Bases 1126 to 2118 code for a protein of 330 amino acids. Lineage: Eukaryota; Metazoa; Chordata; Chondrichthyes; Rajiformes; Rajidae. Gene Ontology annotation, biological process: cell-cell adhesion; positive regulation of substrate adhesion-dependent cell spreading; cell-cell junction organization. Gene Ontology annotation, cellular component: cytoplasm; cell-cell junction; focal adhesion. The transcript is spliced from 10 exons.